GGGCCGGCGCUUAGCCGGGCGCGGCUCUGCCAUCCCGCCGCGUCCCUUCCCGCUGUGCUGCUGGUGCUGCUGGUGCGGAGGGCGGCGGUGCUUCGUUCCCCCGAGAAGCACGGCGCUGGAAGUGGGAGCUGUGUGCUCCCGUAGCCUAUAGCUCUUAAGCCGCUGCUUCUUUCCUCGCUGCUGGUGCGCGCUCUCAGAUGUAGGCAGCGGUUUGCUGGUGCCUGCCGAUGCUAUCGGUCCCUUUGCUGGGCUCAUCGACACCCACAUUACUCCCCUUUGCAUUCCCUUCUGUAGAGGAGCUGCGGCAGCGUGGCUUGCAGGAGUGGCUGGCAUCACUGUCUUUCGAUAACCUCAACUGCCCCGACCUGCAGCUGUCCAUGGGAGCAGUCAUUGUGGAGGAAAUGAGGGUGGCUGUGGAGAAGGCCACCGGAUUCAGGUGCUCAGCUGGGAUUUCGCACAAUAAAAUGCUGGCAAAACUGGCCUGUGGAUUAAACAAGCCCAACCGCCAGACACUGGUAUCUUCACGAUCUGUCCCACAGCUCUUCAGCCAGAUGCCUGUCAGCAGUAUCCGUAACCUGGGGGGCAAGCUUGGUGUUGCCAUCACAGACAUCCUGGGAGUGGAAUACAUCGGGCAGGUGACGCAGUUCAGUGAGAUGGAGCUCCAGACUCACUUCGGAGACAAGACUGGGUCCUGGCUCUAUGAUCUGUGCAGAGGAAUUGAUGAUGAACCUGUCAAGAACCGCCACUUGCCUCAGUCCAUUGGCUGCAGCAAGAACUUCCCUGGGAAAACAGCCCUGGCUACACAGAAGGAGGUGCAACACUGGCUGCUGCAGCUGGCCUUGGAGCUGGAAUCAAGGCUGAUCAAGGACAGGAGUCAGAACCACAGAGUGGCCAAGCAGCUGAUGGUGGUCAUCCGCAUGCAGGGAGACACUAGGCUGUCACGCUUUUGUGCUGUCACCCGCUACGAUGCCCAGAAGAUCUUCAGUGAUGCCUUUGCCCUCAUCCAAAACUGCAAUAUGGCUGGGACUCACCAGGCGGCCUGGUCUCCACCACUCAUAUCAGUGCACCUCGCAGCUAGCAAGUUCUCUGCUCCCACAUUCCUCUCCGCAGGCAUUGCCUCCUUCCUGACUAGUGACACUUCACCUGAUGGCACUGCUGCUGGCAGCACAGAGGCCACAUCUUCCACGAGACCUAGGGUCAAAUUUUUCAGGAGCCCAAGCAAAGAGCAUAGACAGAAGCCAGCUAAUGCUAUUGAGUCGUUCUUCCAAAAGGUGACAGAAAGGCAGCAGUCACAGGCAAUACUAACCAGCCUGCCAGCUGCUACCCAUGCUCAGUCACCUGCACCCAGCUCCCUGGAGCACCCAGAGGGAGAUGGUGCAGGACUUGCCUCUGAGCAGCGUGAGCUGGAGGCCUCUGUGAAGCAGAGUUCCAGAGAUGGAAGCCGUGCUUUUCCUUACAAGAGGCCGCCCUGUGAGGAGCUGCUGUCUGAUGCUGCACAAACACCCUCAACUCCACCCAGCUCCAGGAUCCUUCUGAAGUCAGAGCCAGCUCUGGAGGAAAAUGAGCAGAAUUUGCCAUCCUCUGAGAAAGCCCUGCUCCCUCAUGUCUCACCAGGGGACCAGCAGUGCUGUGAGAAGUGUGGCCAAUAUGUGCUGGCCUGGGAGCUCCCAGAGCACAUGGACUACCACUUUGCUGUGGAGCUGCAACGCUCCUUCCAGGAGUCCAGCUCCCCACCAGCUCUAGCAGAGGUUCCCAACCCCAAGGCUGCAGCUUCUGGGUCUCCUGCCAAGGUGAGAAACAGGCCCAAGACUCCAACAGGACCUAAUGCAAAACGACCUCGGGAAAGCGUGACAAGGACUUUAGAUUUUUUCUUUAAGCGCUUAUCUCCUUAACGCACAGUCAUGCUGGAAGUUCUUAGAGAAUCAGUGUUUUUAAAAACAAAAUCUUUUAUACUGCUUUUCAGGUUUUAGUCCAGAGAAAUAUAAUAAAUUAUCUCCAACUCUAA
Molecule: messenger RNA, 2005 nt
Organism: Meleagris gallopavo (turkey)
Lineage: Eukaryota; Metazoa; Chordata; Aves; Galliformes; Phasianidae
Source: RefSeq, a predicted model, not a curated record